GAGCAUGUGAACAGAUCUGUUCUGCAAAUACUUCGUUCAUAUAUAAAAGACAAUCAAAAACACUGGGACAAGUAUAUUAGUGAUGCGGCGUUUGCAUUACGCAGCGCAAUGCCUUCAUCAAUCGGCUGCACCCCAUAUUUUGCAACUUUUGGUAUUCCGAUGAUACAACAUGGGGCAUCAUAUGAGAUAUACCGAAAACUCGGCGCAAUAGUGAGUGCGGACUAUUCUGUUGACACGAAACCAGACCAACAACAACUUUUGAGGAACAAAUUAAUGAAAGGAUUGAAGUUAGCUCAUGAGAAAUGUAUGAAAGUUUAUAAUACGAGGGGUAAGGAUGUGAGAUUCCAAAUAGGACAGGUGGUAUACCGCCGAAACUUCCGUCAGAGUUCUACAAUAGAUAGCUAUAAUGCGAAAUUAGCGCCGAAACAAGUAAAGUGCAUAAUCCUUAAGGUUAUCGGAAACUCCAUGUAUGAGCUAGGCGAUCUAAACGGAAAAAAGGUCGGAAUAUACCAUGCCAAAGACAUAUUUGUAGCGUAAUAUAUUUACGUGAGGUUAUAUUAUAUUUGUUACUCAAUAGUGCAACAGCCAAAUGUUUGAUGCCAGACUUAAUGCUUUGUUUUAUAGACUUAUUGUUAAAUGUAUAGGGUGUGUCUGAGAAAGUUUUAACAUACCUGAUAGCAAUAGUAAGCCACCCUUGACAAACGAUCUGUAACAUUGAAUCGUU
Ceratitis capitata (Mediterranean fruit fly) is the source of this 724-nucleotide messenger RNA. RefSeq lists its product as uncharacterized. Bases 109 to 537 code for a protein of 142 amino acids. The record is from RefSeq and is a predicted model, not a curated record. The transcript has a single exon. NCBI's taxonomy places the organism in Eukaryota, Metazoa, Arthropoda, Insecta, Diptera, Tephritidae.